Leishmania mexicana MHOM/GT/2001/U1103 is the source of this 3150-nucleotide messenger RNA. RefSeq lists its product as hypothetical. The transcript has a single exon. Bases 1 to 3150 code for a protein of 1049 amino acids. The record is from RefSeq and is a predicted model, not a curated record. Lineage: Eukaryota; Euglenozoa; Kinetoplastea; Trypanosomatida; Trypanosomatidae.
AUGGACGUUUUCGAAAAAGCGGAUCAGCAGCACAGGGGUGUGGAUGCCGUGGAAAAGUCGGUAGCAGUCAAGGUACCGCUGCCGGCUCUGCUGGAUAUCAAGGCAGAGGCCCUGCGCUCGAACCCGUCAUUCUUCGUCACGUGCUUUUCCACGCUGCUGACAGCGGUGCUGCUGGGGUUGUGCUUCAUGAUUGUUGGGGUCCCACCCCUGUACAUCGCCGUUCGUCAAGGCAGGUGCAUCUACGUGGGUGUCAUGGUGCCCCUGCUGACAGUGAUCGGCACAGUGCUGAGCUACUAUGCCAUGCAGCACCCGCAGCGCGUGUUCAAUUCAGAGGUGGCACAGAUCGUCAAGGAAAUGGAGCAACACGCAGCGUACUUGAGCACUGCGGUGCACAACGUGGAGACGGAGUUGGAAACACGCCGGGUUACCCUGGCCUUGGCAUGUACAGAUGAACCGGCCCGCAUGUGCAGUUUGCCCAUGACCCUGGAAGAGUCGGGGCUGCCGCGCUUCUCUAGAAUUGCUGUGCCCGGGGGGGCGGCAGCAAGCAUGUCUGCCACACUACCUGUCAUUGGCGGCCCCGGCUUCCUUCACGGCAUCGACAAGCUCGAGGAGGAGCGGGACUUGAUCAUCGCCACUGUUCACGUAGGCAAGGAGUGGCAGUGGUUGAUGGGCCUGCUAGGGAAGCUGAACCUGCGGAGCUUGACGGGGCCGACGAACCCCGUGGUGCAUCACCAACGCAUCGCCGUGCAUGCCCUGGCGAUCAGUGUUGCGCGGGUGGAGCGGAUGAUCUUGUCGCUGUACUUCUCCUCCUUUGUGCUGAACCGGGCCAAUGCAGUUGCACCGGUCAACCUGUUGGGCGUCGCUGCCUCCAAGAGCGUCGCAGGCUGCGGCUCUGUCUUCGGCCACGGCGCAGGGAGGAACCAUGAGUCCGCGCACGGGCGCACCUCGACCUCCAUGUUUCAGCCGUCGGCGCCAAUCAUGACAUCCGUGAAGCUGCACCCCCCGCACACGCCCGGUCACGAGCUGGGUGACUCGUUCACGGAGAGCGUUUUCACUGUCCCCCGGGAGACGCCGAACGAGAGCAGAGACCGUGCGGAGAGCGGCGGCGCUGGCGAGGAGAUGACCUCGCAGCUCACCUCGCUCAAUGUGAACGGCGUCUCCUUUGGGAGGGUGAAACUACCGCAGUUUCCGCCGCUGGCCAGCGGGGGCACAGGCUGUAGAGAACCCCAGAAGGUGCAAACCCAUCCGCACGAGGGGCCGUCGGCGGCCAGGGGAGCAGCUACUACACCAGCUCCGGUAGAGCGUGUCCUGCACCUGGACACCGACGCCCAAUUGACGGACGAGAAGGGACAGAGUCCGAACAACACCUCCGCCAGCGAGCACAGCGUCCGCUCCUUUGCCGACACGAACAAGGCCGACGAAGCGGGUGACCAAGACGGGGGUAGCGGCGAUAACCCACCGCCGGCGGUCGGCAAGGGGCGGCGCAGGUCAACCGUGAGCCCCUCAUCAUCAACGGUGCAUGCCGCAACGCUGCGCAUCCAGAGUCGCACCGUUGCCGCAGCGGACAACGCGGCAGAAAAGGCGUUCAUGGACGCCAACGUGAGCGGCAGCGGGGCCGUCUUCUCGGAUUCCCUGAGCAUCUUACCGCAGCAUCCGAAGCUACGGCUGUCGAGUGGGAGAGAUAAUGGUGACGGCGUGGUGCGAAGCUGCACAGCUGCACCUCACUCUGACGGAAACGACACCGGGGCGUCACCGACGUCGUCUCCGCAGUCAAAACCACGGCCGGCUUGCUCCACGCGUAGCCGGCAGCCCGGCUCCGCCGUCGUCGCGUACCCCUCCCUCACUCUACACCGUGGGGCACGCUUCAUCGGGGACGAGAACAACGUCUUCGCCACAGUGCUGAUUCACGUGGAGAAGAGGAACUCGGCAUGUGUCUCUCGCCUCUACGGUGCACAGGCGCACGCCAGCUACGACACAUCAGCGAAUAGGCACUACUUCACCAACGGGGCCGACUCCUCGCUCACGCGCUCCUGUGACUUCCAUCCCUUCACCAUCUUCCACGUCUCCAAUCACAAAGGCCAGCGCGAAGGGCUGACCACGCGGGAGCAACAACUACUGCAGUUUGUGUACUGCCGUCCCGAGGAACCGUCGGCGCUAGACUCCGUGAGCCACCGUUGUGCGACGGACUUGUCCUCGCCAGAGGUUCGCAGCCCUGGACAAAACAGUGGAGUCACGGUUGCCGCUGCCGCAACGACCCACGCGGGCAGCUCCACCGCCAGUUUAGCGCGCGAGACGGCGACUCCGCCUGGCAGCAUCCCGCACCACCCCUCUAGCACCGUCCUUACAGGGCCGCGCGUGGACUCCUUUAUUCUCGCCAUGCAAAUCCUGCGAGACCGCCCCAUGCGCCUCGCCUUCCUGCCUGUUGUCAUGCCACCGGUGCAACCCAAGGGCACGUCGCUGGUCCACAACGACGCCAUCCUGCAGCCGGUGAAAGUGGCAUGUCGCACGGACUUGGAGAACAGCGGCAGGGAACUGCACCCAACCAGUGGCGGCAGCAUCAGCAGCACACCCACGGCGUCGGCGAUGACGGUACCGGCACGUGGCCGUCCCAGCAGCUGCGGCGUUGGCAGCUCCGAAGACGGCGCCACGAACCCCACGCCAGUGGCGGCCCGUCGAACACCGUCGCUCACGACGGUGCCGGUGCUGGAGUGCGUGAUAGACAACGUGCUCUGCAUCGUGACAGCGAUAGAAAUCACCGUGGACACUUCCUUCAAACGGCCAUCUAAGGUGGUUCUCAUCGGCGUGUCUCUGGAAGACGUAGCCUCGGAGGGCUCCGAGCGCGGCGAGAUGGGCGUGAACGAAGACGAAGGAGUGUCUCAAGACUCAGUGGAGGGUAGCACCGGGACCCAAAGCCUCGAGGGCGCUGGCGAGACGAAACAGCCGGCCGAUCUUCGCGGCCUGCUGCGACAGCGGGCAACCGAUACGGCGGAGGUGAUCCAAAAGGGCAUCCGGAGUGUCAUGGCUACACCGAGGGGUCGGGUAAUGCUGCGGCAUGGGAACUCCCGAUCAGCGGUAUCCCUGAACCGGCACGGAAAUGGUGAGCAGUGCACCCUUGGGCAGGAGUUUCGUGAGGUGAUCCAUCUUGAGUAA